This is a messenger RNA of Hordeum vulgare subsp. vulgare (domesticated barley), 3123 nucleotides long. Its product is annotated as glutamate receptor 2.8-like. Gene Ontology annotation, cellular component: plasma membrane. Bases 72 to 2891 code for a protein of 939 amino acids. NCBI's taxonomy places the organism in Eukaryota, Viridiplantae, Streptophyta, Magnoliopsida, Poales, Poaceae. The transcript has 3 exons. The record is from RefSeq and is a predicted model, not a curated record. Gene Ontology annotation, molecular function: signaling receptor activity; ligand-gated monoatomic ion channel activity.
GAUGCGACCGAACUCUGGUGGUACUAGUAGUUGUCUCGCCCAAGCAAUUGACUGCCCUGCUCUCUCCUGCCAUGGCCGGGGACUCGUUCGCUCGUCCCUACCUUCUAUUCAUCCUGGCCGGCCUCGCCGCCUCCUUCACCGUGACCUCGCGGGCGCAGCCGACCACGCCGGCGGAGGUCAGGGUGGGGCUCAUCAUCGACGCCGCCUCGCCCGUCGGCAAGGUCGCCAACACCACCAUCCCCAUGGCCCUCGACGACUUCUACGCCGCCUUCCCCAACUCCUCCUUCCGGGUUCGGAUCCUGCAGCACGACUCCGGCGGGGACGUCGUCGCCGCCGCGUCCGCCGCGUUGCAGCUGAUGACGACCCAGGGAGCGCGCGCCAUCCUCGGCCCGCAGUCGUCCGUCGAGGCGGCCUUCGUCGCCGACCUCGCCACGCGGGCCGAGGUCCCCGUCGUGUCCUUCUCGGCCACCAGCCCGUCGGUGUCGCCCGCCUCGCCGAGCUUCUUCGUCCGCGCCGCGGUGAGCGACGCGGCGCAGGCCGGCGCUGUCGCCGCGCUCGCCGCGCACUUCGGGUGGCGCCGCGUCGUGCCCAUCUACCAGGACGACGACUACGGCGCCGCCUUCGUGCCCUUCCUCGUCGACGCCCUCACCGCCGCGCGCGCCGAGGUCCCCUACCGCUGCGCGCUUCCGGAGGACGCGACCCCCGACGCCAUCGCCGCGGAGCUGUACCGCAUGGAGUCCGAGCAGACGCGCGUCUUUGUGCUGCACACGCGCGCCGAGGUCGCCAGGAGCGUGUUCGCCGCCGCCGCGGAGGCCGGCAUGACGGGCGCCGGCUACGCGUGGAUCAUCACCGACGGGCUCACGGGGCUCAUCGGCUUCGUCGACCCGCCGCAGGGCGUCAUCGGGCUCGCGCCCUACGUGCCGACAACGCCGCGGCUGCGCGAUGUCAAGAAGCGGUGGGCGCACCGGUACAUGAGCGACCACCGGGAAGCUGACCAUGCGCAAGCCGUGAUGGGCUGCUACGCUCUGUGGGCGUACGACGCCGCGUGGGCCGUCGCGUCCGCGGCAGAGCGACUCAGCCCCAGCGACUUAUCAUCGCCGCCGGGGCUGGCAGGCGGCAAGGGCGGCCCCACCGACAUCUCCGGGCUCGGCAAGUCAAGAUCGGGCGACAAGCUCCUCCGAGCCAUCAGCGACGCGACAUUCGAGGGCCUCGGCGGCGGGUUCGAGCUCAUCGGCGGCGAGCUCGCGGUGCCGGCCUUCCGCGUGGUAAGCAUCGUGCACGAUGGAACGGGGAGGGGCAUCGGGUUCUGGACGCCGAAGUACGGGCUGAGCCGACAUGUCGAUUGCGGUUCCAGCAAAGCGGAUGGCGAGCUCUCGCCGUUCAUCUGGCCGGGAGAGUCGACCGUCCGGCCAAGAGGGUGGGUGCAGCCGACGAGCGCCGCGAAGCUACGGGUGGCGGUGCCGGGGAUGAUCCCGCCCGGCUACCGGGCGAUCUUGUACCUUGACGUGGACCCGGAGACGAACCGGACGACGGCCGGCGGGUUUGUGAUCGAGGCGUUCGAGGCGGCGGUGCGGCUGCUUCCGUACGCUCUGCCGUUCGAGUACGUGAAGGCGGACCGCAUGCCCUACGACCAGUUGGCCGAGGCAGUUAACAACGGGAAAUUCGACGCGGUGGUGGCGGACAUGACCAUCACGGCUAAGCGAUCAAACCACGUGGACUUCACGAUGCCUUUCGUGGCCACGUCAAUCACCAUGAUCGUACAGCUGCGCGACCAACGGGGCAGCAACAAGUGGACGUGGGUCUUCCUCAAACCACUCAGCUCUGGCCUCUGGAUCGUCAGCGCCUUCUUCUUCCUCUUCACCGGCUUCGUGGUGUGGGCCAUCGAGCGCCGCGACAACGAGAGAUUCGGCGGGACGCCGUCUAACCAGGCGGGCAUCAUGUUCUACUUCGGCUUCUCCACCCUCGUCUUCACCCACAACGAGAGGCUCAAGAGCAACCUGUCGAGGAUGGUGGUGGUGGUGUGGGUCUUCGUGGUGCUCAUCCUGCAGUCCAGCUACACCGCCAGCCUCACCUCCUUGCUCACGGUGCCGCGGAUCGGGCCGGCCAUCGCGGACUACCGCACACUGCUGGAGGGCACGGCGGAGAAGGUCGGGGUCCUCAACAACUCCUUCCUCGCCCGGCAGGCCAUAGACCAGUUCGGGCUCCCAGAGGCGAGGGUGGCGCGGCUCCAGGACGUGCAGAGCUUCCAGGAGGCGCUGCUGAACGGCAGCAUCGGCGCCAUCAUCACCGAGACGCCGUACCUCAGCAUCUUCCUCGAGGCCUACCGGGAGAACUUCACCGCCACCGGCCAGCCCAACAUGACCAGCGGCUUCGCGUUCGCGUUCCCCAAGGGGUCGCCGUACGUGACGGACCUGUCGCACGCGAUGCUCAACCUCACCGAGAGCGACGAGAUGAAUAGGAUCGAGCGCAAGUGGCUCGGUGACUACAGGUCACAGGGGCAGGGCGGCGGGCCGUUCACCGCGAACCCGCUCAGGUUCAGCAGCUUCGGAAGCCUGUUCGUCAUCACCGGCGCCACCUCGCUCGUUUGCCUCACUAUCCACCUCGCUUUCUUCCGUAGGAAGGAGGACUACUGGCUGCCCCUCCCGGAGAUCAUGUCACGCCCAUCGUCGAUGGUCAGGCUCCGGAUGUUGGCCAAGCUCUUUGACAGAAAGGUCUACAGCGAAACUAUGCCCGACCGGAACCAGAACGAUGUGGGAGCGGUUGCCUUCCCUCAUCCCUCCGACGGUGUGAGCAUUGUUGGCAGGCUGUCCAGUGCGCCACCCACAAACAAUGGGUCGGUUGAGAUGGCAACCCAGACAACCAGUGCGAUUGAGCCGGUCGGCGGUGGCUAGGCGGCGGAGGAGGCAGCUCGUGCUCGUCUGUCCCUUGUAGUAAACGACAAAUGACAACAAUUAUUUGAUGCUAUGUAAAGUCUUUGUACGAUUUUUUUGUUGCUAACUUGUAAGAAGAAGGAAUUAGUAGUGGGGAGUUUUCGUUUAGGUGGAUUCGUGUUGUACUACUAUCAUUGUAUACAUACCCCCUCGGUUUCAAAUUAACUGAAACUGUUUGAUGUUGUAAAUCUUA